Messenger RNA from Pecten maximus, 681 nucleotides. Its product is annotated as circumsporozoite protein-like. The record is from RefSeq and is a predicted model, not a curated record. The coding region runs from base 1 to 681 and encodes 226 amino acids. The transcript is spliced from 2 exons. Lineage: Eukaryota; Metazoa; Mollusca; Bivalvia; Pectinida; Pectinidae.
AUGAAACUCACCCAGGUUGAUGAUUCUCAGGUGUGUAUUGCCCAGUACCAAAGUAAGGGUUGCGCCAUAGCUCCGUCUUCAACAUACUGGGGUAUUCUUAGAGGCCCACAUCCCCAAGGUAGGGGUUGUGCUAUAGCUAAGUCUUCAACAUACAAAGACACCCAGCCCCAAGGUAGGGGUCGGGCCAUAGCUCCGUCUUCAACAUACAAAGACACCCAGCCCCAAGGUAGGGGUUGGGCCAUAGCUCCGUCUUCAACAUACAAAGACUCCCAGCCCCAAGGUAGGGGUCGGACCAUAGCUCCGUCUUCAACAUACAAAGACACCCAGCCCCAAGGUAGGGGUCGGGCCAUAGGAGCACCUUCAACAUACAAAGACAUCCAGCCCCAUGGUAGGGGUCGGGCCAUAGCUCCGUCUUCAACAUACAAAGACACCCAGCCCCAAGGUAGGGGUCGGGCCAUAGCUCCGUCUUCAACAUACAAAGACACCCAGCCCCAAGGUAGGGGUCGGGCCAUAGGAGCGUCUUCAACAUACAAAGACAUCCAGCCCCAAGGUAGGGGUCGUGCCAUAGCUCCGUCUUCAACAUACAAAGAAUUCCAGCCCCAAGGUAGGGGUCGGGCCAUAGGAGCGUCUUCAACAUACAAAGACACCCAGCCCCAAGGUAGGGGUCGUGCCAUAGCUUAG